GUCUCUCUCUCUCUCUAGCCCCCCCUCCCGCGAUGCUACCCUUGAUACCGCGUGAACCCAUAUGCCCGUGCCUGCAAAUGGGUGUCUCGGCAAGAGAUAGCGCGCCCAGGUAAUUGGUGUUGGUUUCCGCCUGUCCAUAUCGUUCCAUUAUCGUCAAUGGUCACAUCACACGUAGGUUGGGCACAAUGAUAAAGGCGGUCUGCCCCAUCGACUUCUUCUAGAUUAAAGAGAUCAACUCUUUACCACCUUUGUCAAUCCCGAGACUAUGGUAGCGAAUCUCCAUCGCCAUUGAACCCCGACUAUUGCAGAAUACAGACCACUAGUCUGCUGGGGACUUCAUCUAGGCCACAAGUUCACCACGAAUUCCAUCCAGUCAUGGCGACCAUCUCUACCCCCGACGACGUCUCCGGCGCCGGCGCGGAAAAGGGACUCGGCAGCGACAUUGAUCGCUCAGAAUCCAACAAUGGUACAAUGGCAAUCGAGUCCCUUGAUCCCGCAGCGGAGAAGAAGCUUCUCUUAAAGCUCGACGCUUACUUCGUCCCAAUCAUCAUGGUUGUCUACCUAACCUGCUUCCUCGACCGCACAAACAUCGGCAACGUCCGCGUCGCCGGCAUGCCCGAAGACAUCGGCGCCACAACCCAAGAAUUCUCAACCGCAAUCUCCAUCUUUUACGCAACCUACGUCGUCUUCGAGCCCCCGUGGACCAUCAUGAUGAAGCGCAUCACCCCGCGCGUCCUCCUCACGGGCCUGUGCAUCAUCUGGUCCCUCUCCACCGUCUUCUCGGGCUUCAUCCACAGCAUCGGCGGGCUCUACACCGUGCGCCUCGUUCUCGGCAUGUGCGAGGCCGGCUUGUUCCCUGCGCUGAAUCUGUAUCUCACCAUGGUGUACAAGCGCGACGAGCAGGCCAAGAGGGUGUCGUAUCUGUUUGUGUGCUCUGCUAUCGCGGGCGCGUUUGGCGGGUUGUUGGCGUAUGCGCUAUUGAAGAUGGAUGGCGUGGCUGGGUAUGCUGGCUGGCGCUGGGUCUUCAUCAUCGAGGGUGUUGUGAGCAUCCUGAUUGCCCCGAUUCUGUGGUUCGGUCUGCCCAAUGAUCCUUCGGAUGCCUACUUCCUCAACGACGAGGAGAAGCGCAUGAUGCAGGUUCGGGCUGCACAGCGUGCGCAGUACAUGGGAAGUGAUGAGUUCAGUUGGGAGGAGAUUAAGAUUGAGCUUCGUGACCCCAAGCUCUACCUCAGCGGUGCCAUCCAAUUCUGCCAAGAUAUCCUCCUCUACGGCUUCAGUACCUUCCUCCCCUCCAUCAUCGUCUCCAUGGGCCGCACAAGCAUCGAAGCCCAAUACCUCAGCAUCCCCGUCUUCCUCUUCGGCGCCAUCGCCUUCUUGACGACAGCCUAUUUCUCAGACCGCAUCCUCGUCCGCGGCCCGCUCAUCUUCCUGGCCAACAUCCCGGGCAUCAUCGGCUACAUUCUCAUCAUCUGCCCGACGAGCAGCGGCGUGAAGUUCUUUGGUACCUUCCUCUGCGCCAUUGCCGUCUACAACGGUCCCGGGUUGAACCUGACGUGGCUCAACGUCAAUGUUGCGCCGCAGUACCGCCGCGCUACGGCGAUUGGUAUGCAGCAGGCUAUUGGUAACUGUGCUGGUAUUGUGGCGGGCCAGAUUUAUCGCAAAGCACCUUAUUUGCUCGGCAAUGCGUUCUCUGUGGGUGCGUUGGGUGUUUCGCAGCUUUUAGUUGUCGGAAAGUGGUUCUACAUCCGUCACUGCAAUGAGAUCAAGAGGAAGAUUGAAAGUGGGGAGAUGGAGGACAAGAGAAAGGUCAAGACUGGUGAUUGGGACUUGGAUUUCAAGUAUCACCUGUAGAAGAUGUUAUCAAGGUUAUCUAAAGUUUGUGGUCAACUUAUCGUAUAGAACGAAGUGUCUAAGUACAUUUGCAUGAACCGAUCUGGUAUAAACUUUUCUAGAUAGCAGCAAGAACGAAGAGAUCUACGAAUCCUAUAAUACUCCUAUCUUCUUCAACCUUGACGGUACGAGACGGGAUAGUUACGUCAGUCUACUAGGUCCACGAAAGGCUAGAUUACAGUUUCUGGGUUACUGCUAUGGACGGUUAGAAAGGGGUCCUUCAUCAGGGUUCCGAAGAAUACGGGGUUGCUCGAACACCCUUUUAAGGGCGGGCACUAUUUACUUUUGCUACCAAGUGCAAUUGCUAAUUGACAUCUUUUGAUUCA
This is a messenger RNA of Colletotrichum godetiae, 2216 nucleotides long. Its product is annotated as major facilitator superfamily transporter. The transcript has 3 exons. The record is from RefSeq and is a predicted model, not a curated record. The coding region runs from base 376 to 1851 and encodes 491 amino acids. Lineage: Eukaryota; Fungi; Ascomycota; Sordariomycetes; Glomerellales; Glomerellaceae. Gene Ontology annotation, molecular function: transmembrane transporter activity. Gene Ontology annotation, cellular component: membrane. Gene Ontology annotation, biological process: transmembrane transport.